Messenger RNA from Schistosoma rodhaini, 8826 nucleotides. NCBI's taxonomy places the organism in Eukaryota, Metazoa, Platyhelminthes, Trematoda, Strigeidida, Schistosomatidae. The record is from the annotation of a GenBank genome assembly.
AUUGAAUAUUAGUUAUAAAAUAAGCAUAGUAAAUGGAAGACUAGUGCAAACAGAUACAAUUUGAUUAUCAUUAUUAAUACAAGUAAACAUAAGUAUGGAAAUAAGAAAUUGGUGAAAAAACUAUCCAUCAUGUCGACGAUUAUUAAAUUGAUUAUUACUGAAGAACAUUGACUUGAUUGAAGCUGUCAUACUUAUUUUUUAUAUUCUGUAACUGCUUAUUCAACAAAAAGAUGAUACAAAUUAUAAUUUCAUUCAGCGCAUUGUAAAACAUGUCUAAUUGUUUGAUAAGAUUGUAACGGAAUUAAGAGUACCUCCUACACGGAAUAUCUUGGUGUUAAUAAUCCAUAUGAAUUAAUGAAACAUUACAUGGACAAAUUGUAUCGGACUGCUUGAAAUGAUGUUGAAAGAACGUUUAUCAGUUAUUAUGAUUAUUUACUUAACAAUAUCCAUCGAAAUGAAGAAAUGUUUCGCUACCUCAAUAUGUUUUCAUCAAUCUGAUAUAAUUUCUGAAGCUUUUAAUACAACCAAUUGCAAUCAAGAAUACUUAGUACGAGCAAAGAAGGAAAUCCGACUAAGCCCAGCAAAAAUAAUCGAACCUCCAAGUAAUGUAAAAGUAAUCAGCGGUGAAACUGCUCUAUUCUUCUGUCGAGUAAAUGGAAAUCCAACUCCUACAGUAAAUUUUCUUCUUGAUCGUCAAGUAAGCCGGCCGGCACCUGGUGUCGGAGGAGUUUUAAAUAUUCCAGAUGGAAGCUUAUUGCGUUUAACUAAAGUACACCGAGGACAAAACGGUUUACAAGUUCAAUGCAUAACACGGAAUCAUGUUGGAGGUGAUAGUGCUACAGCUUAUUUAACAGUUUAUGAUACUAAUGAUCGUAUACCUGAUGGCUAUCCAAUUAUACAUGUACCACCAAAAGCUAGCUCUGCAUCUGUUGGUGAUGUGGCCAGAAUGGAUUGUGAAGUAUCAGGUGAUCCACAGCCUACAGUGAUUUGGUUAAAAAAUGAAAUUCCUAUUCAAACAACCGAUAAACGUAUUACACUUGUUGGGACUGGUUCAAUAUUAUUUGAACAUCUAUUAUUAUCAGAUGAAGGACAUUAUGAAUGCCUAGUUUCUAAUCAAGCUGGAUCAGUAUUAAGUUCAAAAGCUUAUUUGAGAGUUAAAAAUACUUAUUUUGUACCAAAAAUAAUUGAUAAAAUUGAUCAAGUUGGAGUACGUUUUGGACAUAAUGCAAAUUUAACUUGUCGUGCAGCAGGAAAUCCUACUACAACCACUAGAUGGCUUACUGAUAGUGAACGACCUAUUACAGAUUUUACUGAAGGUACUUCAACAUUAUAUCUAGCAGAUAUUACAGAGCCUGUAAGAUAUAUUUGUGAAGCGAACAAUAGUCUUGGGACUGUACAACAUCCUGUUAGAAUCCAAAUAAUCGAAGUUCCCCCGCCCCCUGUCGAUUUAAUGUGUUUAGAAAAAGGACCAACAUUUGCUUUUCUUCAAUGGUCACCAGCUGAUAUUCAACAAACCGCUACAACUACUACACGUACUGUUGAUUCAUAUACAGUAUUUUUAUAUGAAAUGGAGAAUGGACAAACAAUUACAAAUAAGAAACAAAUAACAGAUAUUCCGGCAAGACAAUUUCACUUACAUGGUGCAUUACAAUAUAAAUUAACUGAUUUAAAACCACAUACAAUGUAUGUGGUAGAAGUUUGUGCAGUGAAUAAUUUGUUGGGAAUGUCUGACCCAAGUAAUAAAGUAACUUUUAUGACAAAAGAAUUGCCCCCUAGUUCGGCUCCAUAUUCUGUUGAAACAGUUACCAUAUCAGAUGAUUCCGUUUUAGUGAGUUGGAAGCCACCAAAAGAAGCAAAUGGAAAAAUUAUUGGUUAUAAUGUUUUCUACAACAGAAAUCCACAGGGUCCAUUAAAUCACUGGCAAAAAGUUGGUACACAAUUUGAAAGUGUCAAACUGGAAAAAUUGUUCACAUCGGAAACUUAUUAUAUUCGUGUGAGUGCCCAAAAUUCAGCUGGUGAUGGUCCUUUGACUGAUUCACACGAAGUAUUGGUCAAAUUUGGAAUACCUUCACAACCUCGUGAAUUUAUUGGUUUAAGCUUUGAUCCGAAAGAAAUACAUCUUAAUUGGAUAGCACCUAAUUUACCUGGAAAGAUUAGUUUACAAGAUUAUUUACUGAAAUAUCGUUUAGCAGUUGACAUGAAUCGCGAUAAAAGUAAACAACAACAACAACAACCGAUGGAGGUCAAGUUGUCAGCUGAUCUAACUGAAUAUUUAAUGGAAAAUUUAAUUCCAAAUUCAACUUAUCACAUUUCUUUAGCUGCUCGUACAAAAUAUGGCACAGGGACUGCAGCAGAAAUUAUGGUGCAAACUGACAGUAAUGUUCCUGGACCACCCAUUCUACACGAACUAAGCAUUUUGGAUUCAUUCAGUAUACGUAUUCGUUGGUUGGCACCACAUGGAGUUUUAGACCAUAUUAAUAUAUCACAAUAUUUAAGUCGAUUAAGUAAUACAUUGACAAGAACUGAAAAUCCAUCUAAAGUUUUGCAUUAUUUAGUUCAAUGGUCAGCAUUUCCAUUUACAGAUUGGGAACAAAAAAAAAUAACUAUUAAUUAUUUAUAUCCUAUGCAACAAAUUUAUGAAUAUAUUAUUCAUGGCCUUUUAUCACGUACUACAUAUCGUAUUAGAAUAAUGGCUGUUGGAUCAGAAGGGAUGAGUCCUGCACUUGAAUUAGGACCAAUUAAAACUAAAGGUCAAGUUCCUUCUGCUCCACGGAAUUUACGUUUGAAUCAAUUACGAAGAGCUACUCCACCCGGUGCAAGUGAUCCAAAAGCAGAUUAUGCAAUAUUAGAACUAGCAUGGGAUCCACCUGAAAGAACACAUGGUGAUAUACGAGGUUAUCAAGUGUCACAUCGUCUAAUUGGACCAAUUGAUAUAUUAUAUGCUAGUUCGAAUAGAAUAGAUACAGAUGCGAAUUCACGACCUCCAUCUAAACCGAUUAUAAGAAAUGUCACUCAAACAGCAUACACAUCAGUUUUAUCGGAUGGAAUAAAAUUUGGACGUAUAUAUCAGUUUGAAGUGGCUGCCUACAAUGGAGUUGAUCUUGGUCUACCGGCUCAAUUAAAUAUCAGUACACCUGAAGAUGUACCUGGAAGUUAUUCACUACAUGUACGUGUUAAAGGACUAUCGGCAACUGCUAUAGAAGUUGCAUGGACCCCACCUUCAAGACAAAAAUGGACUGAAGAAAUUACUAGCUAUCAGGUUAAAUAUUUUCAACCAAGUGCACCAAAUGAAACUGAAAUUAUCACAACAACACAAGAACCAUUAUUACAAAUUGAAAAUCUUAAAGAGCGUACAUUUUAUACAGUUUUAGUAAGAGCAUUGACUAAAAAUGGACCAGGACCAUGGUCAGCAGCUAGUACAAUCCGUACUACAGCUGAAUUACCAGAACCUCCAUCACAAAUUAAUGGUCUACGUAUAAAUCCAAGACAAAUAAAAGUAACAUGGAAUACAAUGCCUGUUGGGCCUAUCACGAAACCCCAAAUACCAAUAACUGGAUUUCGUAUAUUUUAUUCAACAAACGAAAAUACACAAGAUUUGAAUACAUGGCAGAUUUUGGAUGUUGGUCCAGUUACAAUGGCUACACUUGACUUAUUAGAUCCACAAAAGGAUUAUGUUAUAAGAAUAAAAUCAAGAGGAGCAGAUCGGAGGCAUGGAAGAUUGAGUGAACCUAUUCAUGUUGGGGUAUACAAUCCACAUGAAAUUAAUGGAGCUAAUAAAGAAAUUAAUAACUUGGGCAAUUCUGGACCGGAAGAUUUAAAACGAAUCAGUCAUUUGUCAUGUACUUGGGUUCAAACCUUAGAGACAGCUAAACCUGGUGAGGCAAGUCUUAAAAUUUCCUGGAGACGCCCUCGUCAACUUGAAGGUCUUUACCAAUUUGAAAUUCAACUACUUGGAUCUAAAACAUAUGCUGAUGAACGAAGUCAUCCGCAUCGAAUUUUGUAUGAACCACGUUCAGUAGAAGUUACAACAUCAAUGCUGGAUCAAUCUUCUAGCUCCAGUAUUAACACAAAUGGUGGAUACAUGUCAUCCACCUCAGAUAAUCCUCAGUAUGAAUUAGUCAUCGAUGAACUGGAAGCGAAUACGGUUUAUGAUGUACAAAUUAAGCCUAUUUACGCACAACAUGAUCAAAGUGCAACUAUAGACAGUUCAACUCCAACAGGACGUACAAGUUGUCGAACACAAAUGCUUCCUCCACUUCUAGUUCCUCGACCGAUACCAGUCACAGUAAAACCAGAAACAGGAAAAGUAAUUAUACGAGUAUUUCGUGUCUCUGAAAGUCUUGGUCGUAUAAGAAGAUAUUAUUUGAUUUUAUCUAAAGUUCUUACAGCAGAUUCUUUAAAUUUAACUCCGAAAUCAAAAGAAUUUAAUUGGCCACAAAAACUUCAUGAAGCAUCACAAUCUUGGAAUCCAAAUAUAUUUAUUGCAGCUGAAUAUAGUCAAGAAGCAUUUGUUGGAUCAUAUGUUGAAAUAGUAUUAAAUAUACCAAUAUCAGAAACAAAGAAACGAUAUAAAAGAAAUACUAUUUUUAAUAAAUCAAACAUUGAUAUUAAUCGAAGUCACCAAAUACAAAAUGAUAAAUUAACAUUUUCAGAGAAAUUAAAUACAAAUUCAUUACCUGAAAUUUUAGUUUAUGGUAGACCAUUGAUAAAAAAUCAAAAAUAUAAAGCAUUUGUCCUAGCGUGUAUUUAUCCAAAUAUGCAACCAUUUGGUACCAAUACAAAUACAGUUUCAACAGGUUCCAGUACACCAUUAGAUUCUUAUCCAUAUAACCGUGAACAAUCACUAGAAGAUGAAGAGAAUCUUUCUAAAGAAUUAUGUACACCAAGUUUAUGGUCAAUACAUUUUCAACCAGAUCAAGCGAUCACAUAUACAGAUCAACAAAUUGGUGAUAUGCAUGCUAGUGAAUCCAUUAUAAAAGAGAAUAGUGAGACAAGUGCAAUGAAAACAUCCAACACAAAUUCACAAAAUGUAUUCUUUGCUAAAUUUGCUAAUAAUACAGAUGUUUUCACUAUAACAUUGAUUAUAAUCAUUGCAACUCUUAGUAUAAUUGCUGCAAUAUGCACUGCUAUUGGUUGUUUGAUGAGAAGACGUCGAACUAAACCUAUAGAUAAUGAUAUGUCAAUCACCUUAACACCAUCAGAUGGAAUGUUGAAAACUCCAUUAAUGCCUCAAUCAGUUCAGAAUUUUUCAGGUACCAACGGAGCUAUUGAACAUGAACCAACAGAUCCGGAUACACCAGACAAUCCUACACCAGUACAUACACCGAUACGUUCAGCAAUACCGAUAUUACGCUUACCAGAAUAUGUAGCUACGCUUAAACGUGACAGUGGAAUAGGUAUAUCAGAAGAGUAUGAAAGUAUUGAAGCACCAAACAACCUAACAUGGAAACAUGCCAAUAUGGAAGAGAAUAGACCAAAAAAUCGUUAUGCCAAUAUCAUUGCAUAUGAUCAGUCACGUGUAGUUCUUAACGAGAUCGGUCGUAUACCAGGUUCUGAUUAUAUUAAUGCUAAUUUUAUAGACGGAUAUCAGAAGAAAAGUGCAUAUAUUGCAACUCAGGGCCCAUUACCAGGUACAUUUUAUGAUUUUUGGCGAAUGGUAUGGGAGCAAAAUAGUCGCGUAAUUGUUAUGAUGACACAUUUAGAAGAGAGAGCACGUAUUAAGUGUGAUCAAUAUUGGCCAAAUAGAGGAAAAGAAGUAUUUACUUUACAACAACAACAACAAUCCCAACAACAGGAGUAUAACAGUAAAAUAAAUUAUGAUAUUGAUUAUACCUCAGUGCCUACAUAUACUGUGAUUGUAAAAAGUAUACAAGAAUUUGCUUAUUACACAUUGCGCACAUUUAUUCUACAACGUAAUUAUGAAACUAAUUUAUUAGAAACUGAUUCGGUUGCCUUCAAUCAACAUCGGAGUAUUAAUGAUUCCAAUAUGAAUAUUGAACAGCGUGAGAUUAAACAGUUCCAAUUCACAGCAUGGCCUGAUUAUGGUACACCAGAUUAUCCUCAACCAUUACUAUUGUUUAUACGACGUGUUGGUCAAGUACGUUCACAGUUAAUGCAUCAUCUACAACAAGAACGUUUAAUUAAUGAUGAGAAAGUUAAUUCAAGAGAAUUAAAAUUAUCACAAUCAAGUGAUAUUCAUAAUUCCAUGAAUUUAAACCUUUCCGAUGAAAUUGGACCUUUGAUUGUACAUUGUUCAGCUGGAGUCGGUCGUACAGGCGCAUUCAUCGUCAUCGAUUCUCAGCUUGAACGACUUAAACAUGAAAAUUCAGUUGAUAUAUUUGGUGCAGUAUGUAGAAUGCGUGCACAAAGAAAUUUCAUGGUACAAACAGAAGAACAAUAUGCAUUUCUCUACGAUGUAUUUAUUGAAGCAGCUGAAGUACAUGGUACUGAAGUUACAGCACAUGGAUUAUAUAAUCAUGUUGUGAAAUUACGUCAACCUGUACCAACAUGUGUUUUAGCUGGUUAUAAUUUAUUACCAAAUGGUUUACAAGAUAAUAAUCAUUUGACAUCAUCGAUAAAAAUUUCAAGUUUAGAAUUAGAAUUUAAAAGAUUAAAUCGUAAUUUACUAAAUAAACGUCAAAUAACUACAGCCCUGACAUAUGAUAACAAAACAAAAAACCGUGAUUUAGACAUACUCCCCUACGAAUCUAAUCGUGUCUGUUUGUCAUUAAUCCGUGGAGUAAAUGGAUCAGAUUAUAUUAAUGCCAGUUACAUAGAUGGAUAUCGUAAGAGUCGGGCUUAUAUUGCAACACAAACACCUUUACCGAAUACAGUAGAUGAUUUUUGGAGAUUAAUUUGGGAAUGUAAUUCACCUAUAAUAGUUGCAUUUAGUGAUUCUCGAGAUAUGAAUUUAAUACCAACAGAUACUAAUCAAUAUUGGCCAAGUGAUAGAUCGACAAGAUAUCAAAAUUUAAUGGUUGAACCUAUGGUUGAGUAUAAUAUGCCACAUUUCAUAUUACGUGAAUUUCGAUUAACUAAUACAAUAGAUGGUCAGUCACGUACUUUAAGGCAAUUUCAACUUCAUGGAUGGCCACAUGACAGUAUAGUACCUAAAUCUGCCGAAGCUAUUAUUGACUUAAUUGGACAAGUGCAUAAAACUCAAAUUCAAUUUGGACAAGAUGGUCCUAUAACUGUGCACUGCAAGUAAGUAAACCUUGGAUAGUUUGUAUACCUGUAAAUAAUUAGAUUGAUUUUUUACCAGCUUACUUAAUUUCUUUUUUAAGACCUAACAAAAUAAUUAAUUAUCAGUUGUUUACUUAACUAAUAGUUAAUACUCAUAAAAAUAUUACUUUGUAGUGGAAAGUAUCCGUUCUACGAAGAGUAAGUUAUGAAUCCUGAAGAUAUAAAAGAUGAUCACAUUUAGUUUUGUUCAAUAUAUAUUUAACUUGAAGUGUUGAAAAGUAUUACUGUUUCAAACAAUGUGCAAUUUGGAUAUUUUUGUGGUUGAAUGUACAGUUUUAAAAGUGCUUUAUUUCUGUCAGUAUCUCCAGUAAAUUUCAUUGAUUUUGAAGAAAACAUUUGACGAAUUAAUCAAGUGCAUAGUUUCACAGGCUAUUAGAUAACAUACUUGCCAUUCUUCGGUAAGCAUUUGUCUUGUGAUAAGUAAAAAAAAAUAGUUAUAAUCAAAACACUUAAGCCAACUUGUCAGUGACGUGCACAGAAUAUUUAUAGCUCCAUGACAUGCCUACUUACGUAGUCAAUAUCCAUGAUUAUUCUGAAAAUUUUCUAGAAUUCAGUUAGCUAUUAAGUUCCCUAUAACUGAGACAACUUUACGUAUAGUUUGUUAAUUGUACUUAAUUCUUUGUCAUUAUUUCACCUAAAUAAUGUUUGAUUUCUUAUUUCAUUUCAUUCAAAUAGUACGGGAUCAGGAAGAACCGGUGUAUUUAUAUGUUUAAGCAUUUUGUUAGACAGAAUGAGAUCUGAAGGUAUGGUAGAUAUGUUUUUGAUUACAAGAAUGUUACGUACACAACGAAUCAAUGCUAUACAAACAUCUGAUCAAUAUGCAUUUUGUUAUGCAGCUACUCUUGAAUAUUUAGCUUCAUUCGACCAUUAUAUGAGUUGAUUUCUCUUUAUUUUAAUUGCAGAAUAUAAGUCCUCUUAUUUUUAAUCUUUUUAUACUGUUGAAUUCCUUUACAAAUCCACUGUAAACACACCUAAAUAUAGAUAUUACAGAAAACGAACUAUCAACAAUAGAGGCUUGGUUAUUAAUAAAACAAGAUAGAGAAACAAAAAUGCAUUUACUAAAUGAGAAAAAAUAUAUAUAUAUACUACUGAAUAAAUGUAUACUGAUAAUAAUGAUUGUAAUAGUGUUUUGUAUAGCACUUCUUUUUUUAAUUCGAAGUAACCUGUUUCCCACAGAGCAAGAGGAUCUUUACCGAAUACAACUACUGUGAAUUUAUUUACUGAUAUAUAUAUAUAUAUAUAUCCAUGUAAGAUAUUAAUUUCCCUAAAUAAAAAAGUUUUCUUUCAUUUUUCAAUUUUUCCCCCCAUUUUACGUUUGUGAUACAUUCUUGUUAGGGAUUUUGUUUUCUUCAUUGAUCUUCUUUUCCUUUCCAUCUACUUUUUUCUUAUUAUGGAUCAGUUUUCAUUUUGUUUAUAUUCUUGUAUGUUUCUCAUUUUUUUUAAAUAAUCUUUUUUUCUUUUGAUCUGUUUUUUUGUGUAUGACAUUAUUUCCAGAGUUUUAGGUUUAUCGAGUUUAUCGAUUCAAUCGUAUAUGUACCAUUCUCAGAUAUGUAUACACCCAUAUAUAUAUAUAUAUAUAUAUAU